Molecule: messenger RNA, 1086 nt
Organism: Pelmatolapia mariae (spotted tilapia)
Lineage: Eukaryota; Metazoa; Chordata; Actinopteri; Cichliformes; Cichlidae
Gene: pax1a
Product: paired box 1a
Exons: 5
Coding region: 1-1086 (361 amino acids)
Biological process (GO): anatomical structure development; regulation of transcription by RNA polymerase II
Molecular function (GO): RNA polymerase II cis-regulatory region sequence-specific DNA binding; DNA-binding transcription factor activity, RNA polymerase II-specific
Source: RefSeq, a predicted model, not a curated record
AUGGAGCAAACCUAUGGAGAGGUGAACCAACUAGGCGGUGUGUUCGUCAACGGCCGACCUCUACCUAACGCCAUACGGUUAAGAAUUGUAGAGCUGGCUCAGCUCGGGAUUAGACCCUGUGAUAUAAGCAGGCAACUCCGAGUCUCCCACGGCUGCGUGAGCAAGAUUUUAGCGAGGUACAACGAGACUGGCUCCAUACUACCCGGUGCCAUCGGUGGAAGCAAACCCCGGGUCACGACGCCGAACGUGGUGAAAAACAUCAGGGAAUACAAACAAAAUGACCCCGGGAUCUUUGCCUGGGAGAUCCGGGACAGGCUUUUGGCUGAUGGUGUUUGUGACAAGUACAAUGUCCCGUCGGUUAGCUCGAUCAGCAGGAUUUUACGCAACAAGAUUGGAAAUCUCUCCCAGCCUAACCAGUAUGAAAGCACCAAGCAAGCCUCCGCGCAGGCCGGCCUCCCCUACAACCACAUAUACCCUUAUUCCUACCCCAACACUAUGUCACCCACUAGCACUAAAAUGGGCAGCCCUCCUGGAGUACCAGUGACGGCUGGACAUGUGAGCAUUUCCAGGGCCUGGCCUUCUGCGCACACCGUCAGUAACAUCCUCGGAAUACGAGCCUUCAUGGAUCCUACAGCAAUUGCUGGGACAGAGGGAUACCCACCAAAAAUGGAAGAGUGGGGUAGUGUCAACAGAGCAGCUUUCCCAGCCGCGCACACAGUCAACGGGAUUGACAAGUCAGCCAUUGACGCCGACAUAAAAUAUGCUCAGCCUUCCUCGACAUUGUCUAGUUAUGUACCGGCGUGUGCUUACUCCCCAACCAAUCAGUACGGGGUGUACAGUGGGCCAGCAGGCGGAUACGUGGCCCCGGGCCACCACCACUGGCAGGCGCAGAGCCCGGCUCUGUCUCACCCAAGCAGCGGGAUGAGCAUGCACGCAGGAGAAAUCCACUCCCCGAUGACCUUUAAACACCAGGCCCGAGAAGGAGACAGAAAACCACCCAGUCCCCUGAGCAAGCCGCAGCAGCAGCAGCAACAUGAAGACUUGAACAGUGUGCACGGACUCAGUCUCCCUACCUCAUCAUCAUAA